Oncorhynchus keta (chum salmon) is the source of this 4940-nucleotide messenger RNA. RefSeq lists its product as uncharacterized. The record is from RefSeq and is a predicted model, not a curated record. Lineage: Eukaryota; Metazoa; Chordata; Actinopteri; Salmoniformes; Salmonidae. The transcript is spliced from 2 exons. Bases 1693 to 2670 code for a protein of 325 amino acids.
AAACCUAGGAAGAAACCUAGAGGAACCAGGCUAUGUGGGGUGGCCAGUCCUCUUCUGGCUGUGCCGGGUGGAGAUUAUAACAGAACAUGGCCAAGAUGUUCAAAUGUUCAUAAAUGACCAGCAUGGUCGAAUAAUAACAAGGCAGAACAGUUGAAACUGGAGCAGCAGCAUGGCCAGGUGGACUGGGGACAGCAAGGAGUCAUCAUGUCAGGUAGUCCUGGGGCAUGGUCCUAGGGCUCAGGUCCUCCGAGAGAGAGAAAGAAAGAAGGAGAGAAUUAGAGAACGCACACUUAGAUUCACACAGGACACCGAAUAGGACAGGAGAAGUACUCCAGAUAUAACAAACUGACCCUAGCCCCCCGACACAAACUACUGCAGCAUAAAUACUGGAGGCUGAGACAGGAGGGGACAGGAGACACUGUGGCCCCAUCCGAGGACACCCCCAGACAGGGCCAAACAGGAAGGAUAUAACCCCACCCACUUUGCCAAAGCACAGCCCCCACACAACCUUUCGGUUACUAGUCCAAUGCUCUAACCACUAGGCUACCCUGCCGCCCCGUAUGAUGUUGACAUGAUUGGUCCAAUCAAAGCUACGGUAGAUAUAACGUGAUUUGACGUCAUUUUAUCUUUGGCCAAUGACCAUGAGACUUCUUGGAAGGGCACUUCCAAUGUAAGUCUACGGCAGCACCCAAGGGGCUUAAAUUCCAAGCUCUACCUGUAGAUUUUGUGGUGAUGUAGUGUCCCCAUCAGUGACAGAACACUGAGCCAAUCACGGCGCAACUAGAGAACAUUACCAACCCCAAUGCUCUUUAUUUUCCGCUGGCUGCCCCACCACCACAGAAUACGCUGGACUAGGCUGAAAAAAACAUGCAUUUUGAUGCUGUCUUACUCAAGAAAGCAAAACAGAGAACAUGUUUGUAUGCGGCUGUCACGCCCUGGUCGAAGUAUUUUGUGUUUUUCUUCAUGUAUUUGGUCAGGCCAGGGUGUGACAUGGGUUUUUGUAUGUGGUGUGUAGCUUAGUGGGAUUGUAGCUUAGUGGGGUGUUCUAGGAAAGUCUAUGGCUGUCUGAAGUGGUUCUCAAUCAGAGACAGGUGUUUAUCGUUGUCUCUGAUUGGGAACCAUAUUUAGGCAGCCAUAUUCUUUGGUUGUAUUGUGGGUGAUUGUCCUGAGUGUUUUGAUGUCCUUGUGCUGUGUUAGUUGACACAAGUAUAGGCUGUUUUCGUUUCGUUUAUUGUUUUGUAGUGUUUGUGUUUAUUCAUGUUUACGUUGUUUGAUUAAACAUGGAUCGCAAUAUACACGCUGCAGUUUGGUCCGACUCUCCUUCACUAUAUGUAAACCGUGACAGAAUCACCCACCGUAAACGGACCAAGCAGCGUGUCAACAGGCAGGAGCAGCCCAAAGAGGAGCUGCGUAUUAAGGAUUUCUGGACAUGGGAGGAAAUCCUUGACGGGAGAGGACCCUGGGCUAAACCAGGGGAGUGUAGCCGCCCAAAGGUGCAGCAGGAGAAGAGGAAACAGGAGCAGCCCAAAGAGGAGUACAGUGUGGACUAUACUUCUUGGGAUGAGAUAGACAGGUGGGUGGUCGACCCAGGGAGAGUGCCGGAGCCCGCCUGGGAUUCGAUGGAGCAGUGCGCGGAAGGUUACAGGAGAAUGAGUUUGGCGAAGCAAGCACGACCGGGAAUCAGCCCCAAAAAUGUAUUGGGGGGGGGGCUUACAGGGAGUAUGGCAACACCAGGUAGGAGACCUGCGCAAACUCCAUGUGCUUACCGGGGGGCUAGAGAGACCGGGCAGGCACCGUGUUAUGCAGUGGUGCGCACGGUGUCCCCAGUGCGGGCGGUAUAUUCCAGCUCCGUGUAUCGGCCGGGCUAGAUUGAGCAUCGAGCCAAAUGCCAUGAAGCAGGCUCUACGCAUCUGGUCCCCAGUGCGUCUCCUUGGGCCGGCUUACAUGGCACCAGCCUUGCGCUCGGUGUCUCCGGUUCGCCUACAUAGCCCAGUACGGGCUAUUCCACCUCGCCGCACUGGCAGGGCGACCGUGAGUAUUCAACCAGGUAAGGUUGGGCAGGCUCGGUGCUCAAGAGCUCCAGUGCGCCUGCACGGUCCGGUCUAUCCAGUACCACCUCCACACCACAGCCCUCCGGUAGCAGCUCCCCGCACCAGGCUUCCUGUGCGUGUCCUCGGUUCAGUACCACCAGUGCCAGCACCACGCAUCAGGCCUAUAGUGCGCCUCGCCGCUCCUGUGCUGCCGGAGUCUCCCGCCUGUCCAGCGCCACUGCCGGAGUCUCCCGCCUGUCCGGCGCCACUGCCGGAGUCUCCCGCCUGUCCGGCGCCGCUGCCGGAGUCUCCCGCCUGUCCGGCGCCGCUGCCGGAGUCUCCCGCCUGUCCGGCGCCAGAGCCCCUCAGCCCAGAGCUUCCCCUCACUCCCGAGCUUCCCCUCAGUCCCGAGCUUCCCCUCAGUCCCGAGCUUCCCCUCAGUCCCGAGCUUCCCCUCAGUCCCGAUCUGCUCCUCAGUCUAGUGGGGUUCUGGGUGAGGAAUACUAGGCCAUGGUUGGCGGCGAGUGUGGACUAUCUAGGGACGCAAGGAGAGGGGACUAAGACAUUGACUGAGUGGGGUCCACGUCCCGCGCCGGAGCCGCCACCAUGGACGGACGCCCACCCGGACCCUCCCUAUUGAUUUGAGGUGCGUUCGGGAGUCCGCACCUUAGGGGGGGGGGGGUUCUGUCACGCCCUGGUCGAAGUAUUUUGUGUUUUUCUUCAUGUAUUUGGUCAGGCCAGGGUGUGACGUGGGUUUUUGUAUGUGGUGUGUAGCUUAGUGGGAUUGUAGCUUAGUGGGGUGUUCUAGGAAAGUCUAUGGCUGUCUGAAGUGGUUCUCAAUCAGAGACAGGUGUUUAUCGUUGUCUCUGAUUGGGAACCAUAUUUAGGCAGCCAUAUUCUUUGGUUGUAUUGUGGGUGAUUGUCCUGAGUGUUUUGAUGUCCUUGUGCUGUGUUAGUUGACACAAGUAUAGGCUGUUUUCGGUUUUCGUUUCGUUUAUUGUUUUGUAGUGUUUGUGUUUAUUCGUGUUUACGUUGUUUGAUUUAACAUGGAUCGCAAUAUACACGCUGCAGUUUGGUCCGACUCUCCUUCACCAUAUGAAAACCGUGACAGCGGCUUUAUUAACUCAUAAAAAAAUAAGUAAUUACAUUGGUAUGUGACACGUAUUAAUGCCAAAAUAACAUGCAAAACAGAAAGAAAAAUAUAUAUAUAUACAGUUGAAGUCGGAAGUUUAAAUAAAAUCUAAUUGAUUUAUAUAGCCCUUCUUACAUCAGCUGAUAUAUCAAAGUUGCUGUACAGAAACCCAGCCUAAAACAGGUCAAGUUUACAUACACUUAGGUUGGAGUCAUUGAAACUCAUUUUUCAACCACUCCACAAAUUUGGCAAACUGGUUAAGACAUCUACUUUGUUCAUGACACAAGUCAUUUUUCCAGCAAUUGUUUACAGACAGAUUAUUUCACUUAUAAUUCACUAUCACAAUUCCAGUGGGUCAGAAGUUACAUACGCUAAGUUGACUGUGCCUUUAAAUAGCUUGGAAAAUUCUCAUAGGCUAUUUGACAACAUUUGAGUCAAUUGGAGGUAUACCUGUGGAUAUAUUUCAAGGUCUACCUUCAAACUCAGUGCCUCUGCUUGACAUGAUGGGAAAAUCAAAAGAAAUCAGCCAAGACAUCAGAAAUAAAUGGUAGACUUGGGAGCAAUUUCCAAACGCCUGAAGGCACCACUUUCAUCUGUACAAACAAUAGUACACAAGUAUAAACACCAUGGGACCACGCAGCCAUCAUACUGCUCAGGAAGGUGAUGCGUUCUAGCUCUUUUCAUACUUUGGUGCGAAAAGUGCAAAUCAAUGUGAAGAUGCUGGAGGAAACAGGUAUAAAAUAUCUAUAUCCACAGUAAAAUGAGUUCUAUAUCGACAUAACCUGAAAAGCCGCUCAGGAAGGAAGAAGCCACUGCUCCAAAACCGCCAUAAAAAAGCCAGACUACGGUUUGCAACUGCACAUGGGGACAAAGAUCGUACUUUUUGGAGAAAUGUCCUCUGGUCUGAUGAAACAAAAAUAGAACUAUUUGGCCAUAAUGACCAUCGUUAUGUUUGGAAGAAAAAUGGGGAUGCUUGCACCAUCCCAACCGUGAAGCACGGGGGUGGCAGCAUCAUGUUGAGGGGGUGCUUUGCUGCAGGAGGGACUGGUGCACUUCACAAAAUAGAUGGCAUCAUGAGGCAGGAAGAUUAUGUGGAUAUAUUGAAGCAACGUCUCAAGACAUCAGUCAGGUUAAAGUUAAAGCUUGGUCGCAAAUGGGUAUUCCAAAUGGACAAUGACCCCAAGCAUAUUACCAAAGUUGUGGCAAAAUGGCUUAAGGACAACAAAGUCAAGGUAUUGAAGUGGCCAUCACAAUGCCCUGACUUCAAUCCCUUUGAAAAUAUGUGGGCAGAACUGAAUAAGCACAUACGAGCAAGGAGGCCUAGAAACCUGACUCAGUUACACCAGCUCUGUCAGGAGGAAUGGGCCAAAAUUCACCCAACUUAUUGUGGGGAGCUUGUGGAAGGCUACCUGAAACGUUUGACCUAAGUUAAACAAUUUAAAGGCAAUGCUACCAAAUACUAAUUGAGUGUUUGUAAACUCCUGACCCACUGGGAAUGUGAUGAAAUAAAUAAAAGCUGAAAUAAAUAAUUGUCUCUACUAUUAUUCUGACAUUUCAUAUUCUUAAAAUAAAGUGGUUAUCCUAACUGACCUAAGACGGAGAAUAAUUUUUACUCGAAUUAAAUGUCAGGAAUUGUGAAAAACUGAGUUUAAUUGUAUUUGGCUUAGGUGUAUGUAAACUUCUGACUUCAACUGUAUUUUUUACUAAAUGCAGCCCACUGCUGCAUUGGCCUGUAGGCUAUCUCUGAGUUCUAUGCUCUCAUUUCUUUAGUCACUAAU